CCGGAAACAUCAAUGAAUAGUUCCGCUUCGUGUUGCUAAGAGCAUUGUAUGUAGAAGAACCGUCGGUAGCAUUUGUAGUUUCUACACGAACAUGUAACAAAUGGAGACCAGUGACGUCAGCAUUGUAACAUAACAAUACGUAUAGUAUUGCACGGACAAAGUAAUGACUCAAGAUUAGUUCGGUUAAAGCCUGUACAGUACAAUAGUUUAGCGAAACGAACACUUAGCGGAGUAGUACUGAAUUGAAACCAAUCGAAUGGAACCAACUGUACUAAAGCUAAAACAACAUUAUCUGACUUAAUGGCCGUGUUGUGAACUUCAGAACAAGAGAAUAAUCAUGCUCAAUUUCCUUGGACUCCGGAAAGACUCAAAGAAGUCAACAUCUGAGAAGGAAGUAGAUGGAGGCUUUGUCAUCGUUGGUGAGACAGUUGAUGAGCAAAGAAGGAGGAUGCAGACCAUGAACAUUGCACAGCCAUCAACAAACGUCAUAGUGCAGCCAUCAAAGUCCUCCUGCCCGUAUCCAGCUCUACCCUCCAACACCAACUACCCUGCUGCUCUACCUAUUACCACACCGACAGCAGGAGCGUCAACAGUAGAGGCUACUUCAACUCUCCCAGAUCUCCUCGGGGACGUGCCCUUCACUUUGGCUCCUCAUGUCCUGGCCAUGCAAACCGGGUUCCCUCUAAUUCCUGAUGUGCUGCUGUCCAGGGACAUCAACUACAACUUAGCUACUUUUCAUUACGACUUCACUUUAGAGAACUCUGUACUUCAUAAUGCCUAGUCUGUUUGUAUUUUAAUACCAGGACUGUAAUCAAGAGAUCAGCUUCAAGCCCUGCAAUGUAUCGAAUAAGCAAAUGUGAUUCAUCUAGAACCAUUUAAAAUCACUAAAAUUACAUAAAAUGUAAAUUUUGCUUUAGAGCUGAGAAGCAAGCAUUUCUGUUAGUAACACAUUCAUUUUGUACUUUCAUUGUAAAAGCAUUGAAAUCAUAUGUUGAAUAGCUAAUGGUUGUCAAAAGUUCUGACAUCGCAGCUUGAUUGGAGCUACAUGGACCUGUGCAUGGUCCAUCUUAUAUUUGGGUAAGACAUCAUAACUAUUGAGCCUUUAGGUACAUUUCCAAUGUGGUGACAUACAGUGUUUUAUAAUGAUUUGUCUAAGUAUAAACAUUAAUUACGGUUGAUUACAACUUGGGUUUCUAUCAGGUUGUAUAACAUUGCAUUACCAUUACCUUUGUUUUAUCUAUCAAAUAAGGUUAACUAAUCUAGUGACCUUAUUUAUAACCUAUCCAAUAAUCGCAUAACUAUAAUUUUGCUCACUGCAUCAAACCUGACUGGUCCAGAAAUGCAUCAUGAUUUUUUUCCAUUUUGUUGUGUGAAGCCCUUGGUUUGCGUAUGUUUAUACAGAAAUCUCUGUCGUGUAAACUGUGCCAAUCUUUAAGGCCUGUGACUGUAUUUGUUGCAAGCAGAUACAUAAUGCACAGAAACAAUUGCAAAAAUGACAGCUGUUGCCAAUGCAUAGCAUUAGUUUAUCACGCUAUAGGUAGUAAAGCAUUCAGGUCUUUGGUCAAGUUUGCGUCUCAAAUUUCGCAGUGCCAAUCAGGUACAGUUGGGUUGGGUCAAGAUGCACAUAUGAGCUAGGUUUAGGUCUCACUUUAGGGCUACUGACUGCUAGUCUCCCUUUCCAUUUUGCUAGAUUUCAUAGAGUCUAACACCUUUAUCAGUGGUCCAAUUUGUAAGAUCUGAGUGUCAUUCCCAACUUGUCAAAUACUGACAGUGUUGUUUGGUUGGACUUUUCACCAACUGAAAGCAUGGGUAAUUUUAUGUGAGUAUGGAAUGAGAUGUAACAAUCUUACAAACUUGGCUACAAGUCGUGACCCAAGUAUGAAAGUUAGACCCAGGCUGUGCUACAUUACAAUGAUUAUGAACAAGGUGUCAUUUAAGAUAGUACAAAAGAAAGACUUUUUCAGAUCAUUUCAGGAUAUUGCACCUACGUACUGCUAGCAAUAACUUUGAAUAAAGCAGUGUACUUGGACAAGAAAUUACAUACCUUCCAUUGAGUUAAACCCAAGUCCUCAGUAGAAUCAUUGGAUAGAAUGUACUUAUUCAUGUGAGAUUGCUUGAGUCAUCUGUUUAUGUGUAAAUUGUGGAGAUUGUUUGAACGAUAAAGUGAAAAUGUUCAGUCAGUUAUUUUACUAACCUCAUUAUUUUGAUGCGGUUUAUAUAUUUCAUUUUAUAUGUAGCAAAAACACUUCCUCCCACAACAAAUGUUUUGACAAUUUUACUUUUUCCCUUCCAGUCACCACCACACUUAAAUUUUGCUCCCUGAGUGUGGCCUUCCUUCAGGUUCAUCUUAUCUAUAUGACAGCAUUUGCAUCUAUUACAUUAUUUAUUCAGUCUGCAUUUCCAAUUGGUUUUUGCUUUCUUGUAAUAAUGGCAUCCAUUUUUCAUCACAAUGCAUUAAAAUAUACAUGACAUUA
This is a messenger RNA of Acanthopagrus latus (yellowfin seabream), 2474 nucleotides long. RefSeq names its product UBAP1-MVB12-associated (UMA) domain containing 1 (gene umad1). Lineage: Eukaryota; Metazoa; Chordata; Actinopteri; Spariformes; Sparidae. The coding region runs from base 338 to 781 and encodes 147 amino acids. The record is from RefSeq and is a predicted model, not a curated record. The transcript is spliced from 4 exons.